AUGCUAACACUAUUUUUAUCUAUUUUAAAAAAUAAAAAUUUUAAUCGACAAUUUUUUUUUAAUAAUAAGUUCCUUACUUUAUUCGAACAUAAUUUUAAAGCAAAUAUUAUCAAAGUUCAUUUUACAACAAUGACUGAAAAAAGAGAGCAUGUCACUUCAAAUCAAAAAAAAACUAAUCCCCCCCCAGUGGAUGCAAGCAAAGAAGAUGAAACAGAAUUAGACCCAAGAUUAUAUUAUGAAAAUCGAUCUAAAUUAAUUUUAAACCAACAAGAAAAAGGAAUAAAUACAUAUCCACAUAAAUUUGAAAGGACAAUUAGUAUCCCUGAUUUUAUUGAAAAAUAUAAAAACUUAGAAAAUGGCGAACAUUUAGAACAAACCAUUUUAAAUAUAACAGGACGAAUAAUGAGAGUUUCAUCUUCUGGACAAAAAUUAAGAUUUUUCGAUUUAGUGGGCGAUGGAAAAAGAAUACAAGUAUUAGCUAAUUAUUCAUUUCAUGAUAAAGAAAAAUCAAAUUUUGUUGAAUGUUAUGAUAAAAUAAAAAGAGGAGAUAUAGUAGGUAUUAUUGGAUUUCCUGGAAAAAGUAAAAAAGGAGAACUUAGUAUAUUCCCAAAAGAAACUAUAUUAUUAUCGCCAUGUUUGCAUAUGUUACCUAUGAAAUAUGGAUUAAAAGACACAGAAAUAAGAUAUAGACAAAGGUAUUUAGACUUACUUAUUAAUGAAUCUACUAGAAAUGUAUUUAUUACUAGAACUAAAAUAAUUAACUUUUUAAGAAACUUUUUAAAUGAUCAAGGUUUUAUGGAAGUAGAAACACCAUCUAUGAAUUUAAUGGCAGGUGGUGCUAGUGCACGUCCAUUUAUUACACAUCAUAACGACCUAGAUCUCGACCUAUAUUUAAGAAUUGCUACUGAAUUACCAUUAAAAAUGCUAAUAGUUGGUGGAUUAGAUAAAGUAUAUGAAAUUGGAAAAGUUUUCAGAAAUGAAGGAAUAGAUAAUACACAUAAUCCUGAAUUUACAUCCUGUGAAUUUUAUUGGGCAUAUGCCGAUUAUUAUGAUUUAAUUAAAUGGUCUGAAAAUUUUUUUUCAAAAUUAGUAUAUCAUUUAUUUGGUUCAUACAAAAUAUUAUAUAAUAAAGAUGGACCUGAAAAAGAUCCGAUUGAAAUUGAUUUUACACCUCCAUAUCCAAAAAUAUCUUUAGUUGAAGAGUUAGAAAAAAUUACAAAAGUGAAAUUAGAACAACCUUUUGAUUCUACAGAAACUAUAAACAAAAUGAUAAAUAUAAUAAAAGAAAAUAAUAUUGAAAUGCCUAAUCCACCUACUGCUGCAAAAUUAUUAGAUCAAUUAGCAUCACAUUUUAUUGAAAAUAUUUAUCAAAAUAAACCAUUUUUUAUAAUUGAGCAUCCUCAAAUUAUGAGCCCUCUUGCUAAGUAUCAUAGAUCAAAACCAGGAUUAACAGAAAGAUUAGAAAUGUUUAUAUGUGGAAAAGAAGUAUUAAAUGCAUAUACAGAAUUAAAUGAUCCAUUUAAGCAAAAAGAAUGUUUUUCUGCUCAACAAAAAGAUAAAGAAAAAGGUGACACUGAAGCUUUUCAUUGUGAUGCAGCUUUUUGUACUUCUUUAGAAUAUGGAUUGCCACCUACAGGGGGGUUAGGACUAGGUAUUGAUAGAAUAACAAUGUUUUUAACAAAUAAAAAUAGUAUUAAAGAUGUCAUUUUAUUCCCUACAAUGAAACCAGUAAAUUAG
Molecule: messenger RNA, 1737 nt
Organism: Plasmodium berghei ANKA
Lineage: Eukaryota; Apicomplexa; Aconoidasida; Haemosporida; Plasmodiidae
Product: lysine--tRNA ligase, putative
Exons: 2
Coding region: 1-1737 (578 amino acids)
Biological process (GO): lysyl-tRNA aminoacylation
Cellular component (GO): cytosol; cytoplasm
Molecular function (GO): lysine-tRNA ligase activity; tRNA binding; ATP binding
Source: RefSeq, a predicted model, not a curated record